AUGCACGGUGAGACAACGACCGGGUCCGCUGUUCGUAGUCAGUGUUCGAGUCAUCACAGUGGCACAGAUUCCGCUGCUUGUAGCACUGAACAUGGUGAAUUCACAGAACAGAGGGGUGUGGCCAUGGAACAGGAUGAUGACAUGCACGCCAUGUUGCGUGACGCAUUCGGCAUGUACGAUGUUGCUGAAGCCGUCAGUACGAAUCCCCAACAAGUUGACGAAAGAACUUCUUGCGGGGACGCAUUGAAACUCGCGCGGUUACAAGCUUAUCUAAAAUUACAAAACUCGGUGUUCCUUCCUUGCGAGUGCAUCAGAAAUUUGAUCAUGAAAAGCUUGCUUGAUCAAGAUCUAGAGCACCCACAUCCUCACACUUCAGACCAUUCACCAACUUGCGGCCAAUCAAAAGAUGAUCAAGAAAUGGGCUCUAAUAUUUCCACUUCAAAGAGUGAUGUCUUGAAGAACUCAGCCUUUGGCUGCUUUCCACAAGGAAUGGAUCUGAAUCUUGUACGCGUGGUUUUAGCAGAACUGGUGGGCACUUUCAUUUUGAUGUUUUCUGUGUGCGGGAUCAUAGCAUGCACCCAGCUGAGUAAAGGCGAAGUGGGUCUUCUGGAGUAUGCAGCCACAGCAGGAUUGACAGUGGUUGUUGUCAUUUUCACUAUAGGGCAUAUCUCUUGUGCGCAUGUUAAUCCUGCUGUCACAGCAGCAUUUGCAACCUUUGGUCAUUUUCCGUGGUCCAAGGUUCCGCUUUACAUAUUGGCACAAACAUUGGGUUCCGUGUUGGCGACAUGUAUCGGACAGUCUGUCUACAAUGUCAAAGCGGAAUUUAUGACCACGCGGCCACUCCACAGCUGCAGCUCUGCCUUCUGGGUUGAGCUUAUUGCAACUUUUAUCAUCAUGUUUGUAGCUGCUUCAGUGACCUACCAACAUCAAUCUGUAGGCCAUUUGUCAGGCUUCGUUGUUGGCAUAGCCAUUUCACUAGCUGUGCUGAUCACAGGGCCUGUUUCAGGAGGAUCAAUGAAUCCUGCAAGAUCAUUAGGGCCUGCAAUCAUUUCAGGCAAAUACAAUGACAUAUGGAUAUAUAUGACAGCCCCAACCAUUGGAGCCGUGGCAGGUUCUCUUCUCUUUCGAGUUCUUCGUCUUCAACAACCCCGCCCAUGUAAUCCCACUUCCUAA
Alnus glutinosa is the source of this 1173-nucleotide messenger RNA. Its product is annotated as probable aquaporin NIP7-1. Bases 1 to 1173 code for a protein of 390 amino acids. Gene Ontology annotation, biological process: transmembrane transport. Gene Ontology annotation, cellular component: membrane. Lineage: Eukaryota; Viridiplantae; Streptophyta; Magnoliopsida; Fagales; Betulaceae. Gene Ontology annotation, molecular function: channel activity. The transcript is spliced from 6 exons. The record is from RefSeq and is a predicted model, not a curated record.